UACUAAAGAACCAUGUAGAAAGAAUAUUCAAAAUUUUAAAGUUACAGCACUGUAGGCAUACCUAGAGCAUAUCAUUAUAUGAGUAAAAAUUUAAGUUUCACUACUUAAAUUUGGGGUCACAUUCUAACCUCUAACUGGGCAGUCAAGUCUGACGUGACCUGAACAUUAAAGAACGUUUCAGUCUCUUCCCUGGUCACACUCCCCAUCCACGCUCUUCAUUCCAGACUUCCUGAAGCUCCGAGAGCUUGCCCAACCUGUUAUGGUUCUGGGUCUGCUCACAGUGGAAUGACCUCCCUCUGAACUUGUUUGCCUGGCAAUGUCUAGCCCUCUGCACUGUAUUAAAGUACCAUCUCCCCUUUGAAGGGUUUCCAGCUUUUGCAACUUGAUUUUGGUCCCUCCAUGAAUACCUCUGUGCGUUUCCUUUAACACCCUCCUUAUCCUACAACAUAAUAAGCAGUGAUUCCUGUCUGCUUUCAAAAUCGAGUGUGUUUCUUGACCAUUAAGACUGGUGUUCAUUUCUGUCACUUCAGUGCCAACUUCAGGUCUGGUACAUGGUAGGAGCUCAAGGUGGAACUAUUAAAUGACUAAACUAACAAGUGAAUGAAUGAAUGUUCUGACACAAAUUUACUAAAGCCAAAUUACCUUAUGUUGUCAAACUGUUCUAUUUUGUUUUUUAAACAGAAACAACCGAGGUUCCAAAUGAGCCUGCAUUUUGGACAAUGUUAGCUAAAGUUUUAAAUGAAACGGUGCCGGAGGAAGAAGCAAGAGAUCAAUUAUUCCAAGCAAUUCCAAGCUCUGAUUUGAACGGGACAAGUGAAGACCAAGGGGUAGGAGCACAGGAUAAGUUAAAACUAAUGCUGGGCAUCUCCCUGCUGACCCUCCUCCUCUUCACCAUCCUCCUGGCAUCAUCUAGCGCCUUGCUGUACAAACUGAAGACCACUUAUAACAAGCAGCUUGAGCGUCAGUACUCCGUCCACCCCGAGCUGGCGUCGCUGUCCUACUUCCAGCCUGCCCAGGGCGUCUCAGACUCAUCCUUCUCUAGGAGCCCGGAGAGCAGCACCCUUUUGGACCCAGGAAUGGGCAUGACAACCUCGAAUGAAUACAUGCGUUAGACCUCAGAGUGGCGAUGUUCCCACUGAUAAAUAGAGAACUGUAGUUUUGUGUCAUAAAAAAAUAUCUUUCUUUGUGAAUCA
This is a messenger RNA of Myotis davidii, 1193 nucleotides long. It is a transcript of the gene EQTN, whose product is annotated as equatorin. The record is from RefSeq and is a predicted model, not a curated record. Bases 720 to 1112 code for a protein of 130 amino acids. Gene Ontology annotation, cellular component: plasma membrane. Lineage: Eukaryota; Metazoa; Chordata; Mammalia; Chiroptera; Vespertilionidae. The transcript is spliced from 4 exons. Gene Ontology annotation, biological process: endocytosis; acrosomal vesicle exocytosis; fusion of sperm to egg plasma membrane involved in single fertilization.